Molecule: messenger RNA, 4244 nt
Organism: Onychomys torridus (southern grasshopper mouse)
Lineage: Eukaryota; Metazoa; Chordata; Mammalia; Rodentia; Cricetidae
Gene: Col8a2
Product: collagen type VIII alpha 2 chain
Exons: 3
Coding region: 152-2251 (699 amino acids)
Molecular function (GO): protein binding
Source: RefSeq, a predicted model, not a curated record
CGGCCGGGGCGCGGGGCAGCGGGCAGAGCGACGCGGAGCUCCAGCGGCUCGGACCCCGACGACGCCCCGGCCCCGAGCCUGCGCCAUCCGGGCCGCCCUCGAGCGCCGGAGCGCCUCCCGGAGGCCGCCCUGCAGCACAUCCCCAGACGCCAUGCAGGGGGCGCUGAUGCCCUUGCCCGCACUGCUGUUGAUGCUGUUGGGGUGUGGGCCAAGAGCGUCCUCUGGUGGCGGAGCUGGAGGCGCAGCCGGCUAUGCCCCGGUGAAGUACGUGCAGCCCAUGCAGAAAGGACCAGUAGGACCGCCGUUCCGAGAGGGCAAGGGCCAGUACUUGGAAAUGCCUCUGCCGCUGCUGCCAAUGGACAUGAAAGGAGAGCCAGGUCCCCCUGGGAAGCCGGGACCUCGGGGUCCCCCUGGGCCUCCUGGCUUCCCGGGAAAGCCAGGCACAGGAAAACCAGGGCUUCAUGGGCAGCCGGGCCCUGCUGGCCCCCCUGGCUUCUCCCGGAUGGGCAAGGCUGGUCCCCCAGGGCUCCCAGGCAAGGUUGGACCACCAGGACAGCCAGGGCUGCGGGGAGAGCCAGGGAUACGAGGAGACCAGGGCCUCCGGGGGCCCCCAGGACCUCCUGGUCUCCCUGGUCCUUCAGGCAUUACUGUCCCUGGAAAACCAGGUGCCCAGGGGGUGCCAGGGCCUCCAGGAUUUAGGGGGGAACCAGGACCCCAGGGAGAGCCUGGGCCCAGGGGAGAUAGGGGCCUCAAGGGGGAUAAUGGAGUGGGCCAACCAGGGCUUCCUGGGGCCCCUGGGCAGGCAGGUGCCCCUGGGCCCCCUGGGUUGCCUGGUCCAGCUGGCUUGGGCAAACCAGGUUUGGAUGGGGUACCAGGAGCCCCAGGAGACAAAGGUGACUCUGGGCCCCCUGGGGUUCCAGGCUCUAGGGGAGAACCAGGAGUUGUUGGUCCAAAAGGCCCCCCUGGGGUAGAUGGUGUGGGGGUGCCAGGGGCAGCAGGGGUACCAGGGCCACAGGGCCCAGCAGGGGCCAAAGGGGAGCCAGGGCUCCGGGGCCCCCCUGGACUAAUAGGCCCUAUUGGCUAUGGGGUGCCAGGAAAACCAGGACCUAAGGGAGAUAGGGGCCCAGCUGGGGCCCCAGGGCUCUUGGGGGACAGAGGUGAGCCAGGAGAGGAUGGGGAGCCAGGAGAGCAGGGUCCACAGGGCCUUGGGGGGCCACCUGGCCUUCCUGGAUCUGCAGGGCUUCCUGGUAGACGUGGGCCCCCUGGGCCCAAGGGAGAGGUAGGACCAGGAGGCCCCCCAGGAGUGCCUGGUAUUCGGGGUGACCAAGGGCCUAAUGGUCUGGCAGGGAAGCCAGGGCUCCCUGGUGAGAGGGGACUUCCUGGGGCUCACGGACCCCCUGGACCAACUGGGUCCAAGGGUGAGCCAGGUUUUACAGGUCGCCCUGGAGGGCCAGGGGUGGCAGGAGCCCUAGGACAGAAAGGUGACUUGGGACUUCCUGGGCAGCCUGGCUUAAGGGGCCCCUCUGGAAUCCCAGGACUCCAGGGCCCAGCUGGCCCUAUUGGGCCUCAGGGUCUGCCAGGCCUGAAGGGUGAACCAGGCCUUCCAGGGCCUCCAGGAGAGGGGAAAGUGGGAGAACCUGGCUCUGCUGGGCCCACAGGACCCCCUGGAGUCCCCGGCUCCCCGGGACUCACAGGUCCUCCUGGGCCCCCUGGGCCUCCCGGCCCGCCUGGUGCCCCUGGGGCCUUCGACGAGACUGGUAUUGCGGGCUUGCACCUGCCCAAUGGUGGGGUGGAGGGGGCUGUGCUGGGCAAGGGGGGGAAGCCACAGUUUGGGCUGGGGGAGCUGUCAGCACACACCACUCCAGCCUUCACUGCAGUGCUCACCUCUCCCUUCCCGGCCUCAGGCAUGCCAGUUAGGUUUGAUCGAACUCUCUACAAUGGUCAUAGCGGCUACAACCCAGCUACUGGUAUCUUCACCUGCCCAGUGGGAGGCGUCUACUACUUUGCUUACCAUGUGCAUGUCAAGGGCACCAAUGUGUGGGUAGCCCUGUACAAGAACAAUGUGCCAGCCACCUACACCUAUGAUGAGUACAAGAAGGGCUAUUUGGACCAGGCGUCAGGAGGGGCUGUACUCCAGCUGCGGCCCAAUGACCAGGUGUGGGUGCAGAUGCCCUCAGACCAGGCCAACGGCCUCUACUCCACUGAGUACAUCCACUCUUCCUUCUCAGGAUUCUUGCUCUGUCCCACAUAACCCGUGGGGGGCCCUGCUGCCCUGGCCUCCUCCUCUUAGUGAUAGAGAGACCUUCCCAGUUCCAGAGAUCUCCAUUUGAAGGAAACAACAAAACAGCUGAACAGAGGCGGCGGCGGCCUUGGCCCGAGGAGACUGACCUGUUUCCCCCGUGUGUAGGCCGAAGUUGUUUUGGAAGAGGUUGGCCUAAUUCCCUUUCCCCCAGGUGCACUAUGGGGGUUGUACCCUGUUCUGGAUCUGCCUGGUCUGCAGGCAGCACCCCAGAACACUCAGCCUGGGCCCCUCAUGAGUCCUGGAAGUUGCUAGGAGAGAUGGUCUUCCUGUUGGCCUUAGAUGGCAUGGAAUGGGCCAGGGGCGAUUCCUGUGUUUGCUGGGCCUCUUCCAGCUCUCCAGGGGCCUUCAGCAUAUGACAUUAGGUUCCCUGGGGUUUUUGUUUCCUUUGUGGGGAAAGGAAGAAGGGAAGGGAGACCAUGGAGGCAGUCAAUGUGGAUAGACACCCCUGAAAUGAUGCUGUGGUCUCAGACCAGUCCUGGUGGGGACAGUUGUGUGGCCUUUGCUACUGGCCCCUGAAAGACUCCAGAAGCAGCCGUCUGUGGGAUCUGUGAGGGACAGAGGCAUGGAUCUGAGGCAUGAGAGUGGACAACCCUGGGCUGAGACGGAACUCUGUGUAGUGUCUCUACAGAUUACAGAGCCAACCAGGACUGAUGAUGGGCAAACAUGAAUGCCUCUCCCUCUUCCCUCUCACCUGCUGGGGGUGGGCUAAGAUUCUCACUAUCAGACUGUUAGGGGACCCUUGCCAACCCCAAGCUAAGUGUCUCUGGGCCCUCUGCACAGAGGCACACAAGCUUGUGGGUGAAGAUUUCUCUUUCUCCUUAAUAAGAACCACACUGUGGAUAUUUAGUGUCUACUGGAGGGGCCCAUCUGUGGGCACUUCCUCUCUCUCCGCCCUCUGCUUCCAAUUUCCUGUUCUAAGCAGGGUAGGGCCCAGGAGGCUGAGGCUCUGAAAGAAAGGAUGCCAGCAGGCCCCACUGGAAUGAGCUGGCUCUGGAGGCUUCCACCACCCUCUCUAAUCAGAAUGCUCCUUCAAGGAAACAGGCGGGCUUGCUUCCCAGCCCCUUGGCCCCCAAUUCAGGCUGGGAUCAGUGCUGGGGGCAGGGAUGGUGGAUAUUCUUGCAAAGGAUGACUGCUUUCUCUGUGGUCCUUCGUUCUCACCUAGUCAGCCCGCGUCCCUGUACCAAGUAUGAAUCUGGGACAUUCAGUAGGCAACCCACCUCGUGCUCUAGUUUGGGCCCAUUCAACCGCCCGUGCUGAUGGGCUGAGGAUGAAGGCCCAACUUCCUCCCCUGCAAAGCAGCCUAGUUAACUGCUUACUUCAGCUCCCAAAGGGGGUGGGAGCCUGCCUGGGACAGCAAGAAAAAGUUCUGCCCAGGGUUCAGUGUACAUUUCUGCUACCCCCAUUAGAACCAGCUAGCAUUUCAGAGCAGCCCCACUGGGCCUUUCAACCUCCUCCUUCCCUGGGUCAAAGCCACUAGUUGAUGUUAGGGAUGAGUUCUGCUGGGCAGCAAUGAAUCAGCUCUCAGAGGGAGCCCUGGGAACUGAGUAGAAAACCAGGGAGCCCCAAAAGCUGUCAAGCCGAGCUGCCAGACUCCCGGCCCAAAGCCUAGGGAAGGAUUGGAGAUUCUGAAAUGUUUGUGGAUUGGAGCUGUAGAUGUCACUGACAAAUAUUGUCAGUUUUAACUAUGACAACUAUACUUACCUUGUGCAUUUUUGUAUUCUGGCUUUUUUGUUUGUUUGUUUUUUAAGAUUAAGGUUUUUUUCAUUUGUGAUUUUAUUUCUAACCUGGUGUAGGAAGUUUCUAUUUAUCAUGUGCCCCGUGUCAGGUUCAGGGAAAAUGCAUUGGAGAAUCAGGAAAAUGGGAUUUCUUUAUGAAAAGAAAACUCCAGUAUUGACUGUAUUGACUACCCCCAAUAAAACCCGUUGUAGAAACACUGCCAAGA